UCAUAUAUACAUUGGGAAAAUGGACGAGAUAUUUCAAAGAUUGAAGAACAAGUCGAAGGUCAACCAAACUUAUUAAAUGAAGCCAAUAAGCGCAUAUUUGAAAUGAUGCAGCCUGACACGCCUGAUGCUCAAAAAAUCGGAGGAAUACUUGCAAUUGAUGAAAUUGAAAUAGCUACUUUAUCUCGCUUCACAAAUUAUUUAAAAUUGGUCUUGCCAUGUAAUGAUCAACAGAUUAUGAUAUUAGCAUCAAAAGCAUUAG
Entrophospora sp. SA101 is the source of this 259-nucleotide messenger RNA. The record is from the annotation of a GenBank genome assembly. NCBI's taxonomy places the organism in Eukaryota, Fungi, Glomeromycota, Glomeromycetes, Entrophosporales, Entrophosporaceae.